Messenger RNA from Metarhizium brunneum ARSEF 3297, 450 nucleotides. RefSeq names its product Monooxygenase ptaG (gene ptaG). Lineage: Eukaryota; Fungi; Ascomycota; Sordariomycetes; Hypocreales; Clavicipitaceae. The record is from RefSeq and is a predicted model, not a curated record.
AUGGGAACCGAAUCUGAAGCUCAGCACGCCACGCUUGAUAAAUUCCUCGUCGCCUGGGGAAAUUGGUCGGCUGCCGAUAUGAUUGCAAACUGGUCAGACGACUGUACGCAAGCGGCUCUACCGUUUUCCAUGGGCCAUCCAGCUCGGUCUCGAGCCCAAGUAGAGGCGACUCUUCCGCUCCUCCAACAAGUCGUCACCGACUACACACUUGUGAUUCACCAAGUCGUGCACGAUGUGCCUCAGCGCAAGGCCGUUGUAUAUGCACUGUCCUCGGGUAAAACGCCCUUUGGAGACUGGAACAAUGAAUAUGCCGUGUUUUUCAGCUUUAACGAAAACGGGCAAGAGAUUACAAAAAUCGAGGAGAUGGUUGAUACAGCGUUCAUGAAGGACUUCUUCCCCAAGUUCCAGCAGUAUAUGCGCGACCAGGCAUCAAAUGAGAAGCCAGCUUAA